ACCGCCCCCCCCGCGCCGCCGCCGGGUCCUGGCCGCUCAACGCGGGCCGCGCGGGGCGGGGCGGGGGAAGAUGGCCGCCGCCGCCUCCCCCCCGCUACACCGCUGCCAGGACCGUGCCCCGCCGCUCGCGUCACGUCCGUCGCGCGGCGAUGGCGGGGCGGGCGCGGGGCUGAGCGGAGGCAUGGAGGGCCCGCGGGCGGGCGGCGGCGGCACGGCGCAGGUCAGCUUCGUCUGCCAGCGCUGCAGCCAGCCGCUGAAGCUCGACACCUCCUUCAAGAUCCUCGACCGCCUCACCAUCCAGGAGCUCACCGCCCCGUUGCUGGCCGCCGCUGCCGCCCGGCCCGGGGACGCGCCGGAGGAGGAGACCGCUCUGACGGAGGAGGCCUUCGCCGAGAACCGGCAGGAUGGCGUCUCCCGGCGGUUCAUCCCGCCCGCCAGAAUGAUGUCGACAGAGAGCGCCAACAGCUUCACGCUGAUCGGAGAGGCCUCGGAUGGCGGCACCAUGGAGAACCUCAGCCGGAGACUGAAGGUCACCGGCGACCUCUUUGACAUUAUGUCCGGGCAGACGGACGUGGAUCACCCUCUGUGCGAGGAGUGCACCGACACGCUGCUGGACCAGCUGGACACGCAGCUGAACAUCACCGAGAAUGAGUGCCAGAACUACAAGAGAUGUCUGGAGAUACUGGAACAAAUGAACGAGGACGAUAAGGAGAAACUGCAGACUGAACUGAAAGAACUUGCACUGGAGGAAGAGCAACUGAUCCAGGAGCUAGAGGACGUCGAGAAGAACCGCAAGAUUGUGGCUGAAGACUUCGAGAGAGUGAGGGCAGAGGCGGAGCGGCUGGAGCAGGAAGAAGCUCAGUAUCAGAAAGAAUACUGCGAAUUCAAGAGGCAACAACUGGAGCUAGACGAUGAGCUGAAAAGCGUGGACAACCAAAUGCGCUAUGCCCAGAUGCAAUUGGAUAAAUUAAAGAAAACCAACGUGUUCAAUGCAACCUUUCACAUCUGGCACAGUGGUCAGUUUGGCACAAUAAAUAACUUCAGACUUGGCCGUCUCCCCAGCGUUCCUGUAGAAUGGAAUGAGAUCAACGCUGCCUGGGGGCAGACUGUGCUGCUGCUGCACGCCCUUGCUAACAAAAUGGGCCUGAAGUUUCAGAGAUACCGUCUGGUACCGUAUGGCAACCACUCGUAUUUAGAGUCCCUCACGGACAAAUCAAAGGAGCUCCCCCUGUACUGCUCUGGAGGCCUGAGGUUCUUCUGGGACAAUAAGUUUGAUCAUGCAAUGGUGGCUUUCCUGGACUGCGUGCAGCAAUUUAAAGAGGAAGUGGAAAAAGGCGAAACUCGGUUUUGUUUGCCUUACAGGAUGGACGUGGAGAAAGGAAAGAUCGAAGAUACAGGUGGCAGUGGAGGCUCUUACUCUAUUAAAACACAAUUUAACUCUGAGGAGCAAUGGACAAAAGCACUAAAAUUCAUGUUAACUAACCUGAAGUGGGGUCUUGCCUGGGUCUCAUCCCAAUUCUAUAACAAGUAACCAUGUAAAGAACUCGUCCUGGCAACUGUAGGGUGUCUGCGUUUCGUUGGAGAAAGUCAGAUUAAGAUGUCUCUUAAUAUUAACCAGUACAAAAUGUUUACAAUACCAAAAAUCCACAAGACACUUUAUUUAAAAUACCAUUAUUACAAGUAGUAUAUAGAAAAGCAAUAUGUAAAGUUAUAUCAUUGAGCUGAACAGAAUAAUAAUAAAAAAAACAGCUAUUGAAUAGAUGCUAAACUGGUACUUCUGGGGUUUAUAGAUAUGCGUAUAAAUCACUGUCAAACUUCGAAACACCACUGAGUUUGAUACUACUCAGUUACAUGAGUUAGAAAAGCGAAAUGUUACAAACAGUGAAUAACGUUAAAGAACUGGCGGAAGCUCUGCUUGGUCAUUAAAGGGUAACUACAGUUUGAAAUAAAGUAUUUUCUAAGUCAUAUCAGCACUUCUUUGUGCCACUGAACUUAACAAGGUUUGAUACUGUUUAAAAUACUGUUAGCUAUGAUGAUACUAACUAUUUGUAAUACUUCCUGCAGCCUGUUCUUGCACAGAGGUGCACCGAGUAAAUAAUAAAACACUAUUCUACACAAAGAGUGCUUUCAUCUAGCGUACGCCAGGCACAGCAUAAACAGCCCCUGGCACUUACAGGGACGUGCUGAAUAGGCACCUGCUGUCGCAACAACUGCAUCGCUUUCAAAAUUGGUGGGAUUCUGUCCUUUUCACAACACUGGUCAACUAGCUGGCUUUCUUAGGGUACGAGCAAACAGGCUCUGAGCACUGGCAAAGAGGGAGCACAGUAAGAAGCAGCCGGGCUGCAGCAAGCUGCCUGAGACAAUAAGUAAAUUUUUUAAAAAGCAGCAAGUGGAGAAAGAAAGUACAGCCCUGUUUGUAAGGGUGUGCGAGUUGCUUCCAGCAAUACAGAUUGCCAAGCAAAACACCGUGCACGUUAAUGCCUUGUGAAAACAAUGACUCUUCUUUUCCAAGGAAACUUAUAUUCAUAACUUAGAAGAUGUAGCUCUUACAAUAAAUCUUUUGGUGCUGAAAGAGAUAUCUCUAAAUGCUACUUGGCUCCUGUGUGCCUCCCUUCACGGCACUACUGCACUGCCUGGAAGGACAAGCUUUCUAAUUAGCACCUAACACACAAAAUGUUACAGAAUAGCUGGGGUUCAAAACCAAAAGUAAAACUAAAUUGCCUUUGGUGCCCUCUGCAGUGUCGCAGAAGACAGACUAUUGCAAGCAGCGUAACAGUUUGCUACUGAUACGCUAGGGACUGGCCACAGAAGAUAGUUCUAUUUAAGAGUCAUAAUUCUGUUCUCUGGGGCUUUUGUUCCUCAGUUCCUAUAGUGCUGCUUUGGAGUGGCGCUGCCAACAACGUGUUUCAGCACUGCAUAAGAAAAUUCUAAGAUACUUUGUGAAGUAAUGCCAGUGAUAUAGUUCAAAUGCUCCACAACCUUAAAAAAAAAUAAAAAAUGAAGAUAGAUACUUACAGUGCCUAAGAGACAUUAGUUUACAGACAUACUUCUUAACCCUCCAAAUCCAACGAGAGUAAUAGCGCCUCAUGGGCGCACUUGAACAAAAGCUGAAACCUCUCGGUAUGUUUUUUGUUUUAUUUGGUUGGUUUUUUUGUUUGCUUGCUUGCUCGUUUUGGGGUUUGGUUUGUGCCUUUUACUUUUUUUUUUUGUAAUUGCUUCUACUAAAGUAGUAAAA
Chroicocephalus ridibundus (black-headed gull) is the source of this 3235-nucleotide messenger RNA. It is a transcript of the gene BECN1, whose product is annotated as beclin 1. NCBI's taxonomy places the organism in Eukaryota, Metazoa, Chordata, Aves, Charadriiformes, Laridae. Gene Ontology annotation, biological process: autophagy; cellular response to nitrogen starvation; autophagosome assembly. Gene Ontology annotation, cellular component: phagophore assembly site; phosphatidylinositol 3-kinase complex, class III, type I; phosphatidylinositol 3-kinase complex, class III, type II. The record is from RefSeq and is a predicted model, not a curated record. Bases 71 to 1531 code for a protein of 486 amino acids. The transcript has 11 exons.